AUGUCGAUUGUUGUGGAUGUCACUAGAGUAUCAGAUAUGGUAGCUCAAGAUGCAAAUCUGAGUGGACGUUCAGGUACGAGCACUCAUGAUGCAAAUAUCUAUGAGAAAUUUAAGAAGGCGGCUCAAGAUGGGGAUAUAGAAAGACUCUACCAGUUGAUAGCAGAAGAUCCAGACCUUCUAGGUCACUUUGAUAAAGUGCCUCUUUGUGAGACGCCACUACACAUUGCAGCUGAGAGAGGACAAACUCAUUUUGCCAUGGAAUUAAUGACCUUUAAGCCGUUGCUUGCUUCGAAGCUAAACGUGGCAGGUUUCAGCCCAAUGCAUUUAGCCCUGCAAAACAACCACAUUCGAAUGGUGAACGGAUUUGUGGCAAUUGACAGCAGCUUAAUCAGCAUCAAGGGAAAAGGAAGGAUGACUCCGUUGCAUCAUGUGGCUCGAAUUGGCGAUGCAGAGUUGUUGAGUAAGUUCUUGAUUGCUUGUCCUUCUUCCAUAGAGGAUUUGACGAUUAAGUGUGAGACAGCUGUGCACAUUGCCGUGAAGAACCAGCAGCUUUUGGCAUUUAAGGUUCUGUAUGGAUGGGUCAAGAGAGAGAACAGGAAGGAAAUCUUGGACUGGAAGGACGAAGAUGGUAACACAGCCUUCCAUAUUGCUGCAUCAAUGAAUCAGACUGAGGUUAUGAAGUUGCUCCGUAAAACCGUUAAAGUAAAAGCCAAGAAUUUGGAUGGCAAAACCGCGAUGGACAUACUUCAAAGUCACCAAUCUCCAUGUUUCCUCAAAGCAAGAAGAAUUCUCCACAGUGCUAAAGAAAGACUACUUGGUCAUUCCACAACGACCCUUGCGGGAUAUUUGAGCAAAAAUCUAACGUUUAUUGAGAGACAUAACAAUCUCUUGGGUCUGAGCAAUUUGAGCAUGACCGGAGACAUGUCUCUAAACACUAGCAACCGUUACGAUGCAAUACUUGUGGUGGCUGUACUGAUAGCAACAGCUACAUACCAGGCUGGUCUCAGUCCUCCAGGCGGAUUUUGGCAGGAAAGUUCAAAUCCUGCAAAUCAUAGUGAUCCGAAUUUUCACGUUGCUGGGCAGAUGACUAUGGAUUUCGACGUUUCCUUAUUCUUUAAUGUCCUCAACGGUUUUGCCUUUUUAUCAUCUCUAUAUGUGAUCAUAAUUCUCAUAAUUGGACUGCCUCUGUGGAAGUUCAUCUAUGGUUCAACGGGGGCUUUAAGUACUGCGAUGAUAGCAUCUUACCGUACUAUACUCCCGCAUUCAAAUGGCCAACUCGAAGAUAUAUCAACGGUAGUCUUCGCCUUUGGAUUCCCAUCGAUUAUAGUAAUUAUGUUGUUUGUUACUGUCAUGGCAUUCAUUGUUGAUAAAUAUCGCCGGCACCGAGUGGACUUCCCGGCGAGCUGCUUCAGCUCAUUAUAUGUUUUGUGUAUUAAUUUGGUUGAUAUGUUGAAGUAA
Molecule: messenger RNA, 1458 nt
Organism: Eutrema salsugineum
Lineage: Eukaryota; Viridiplantae; Streptophyta; Magnoliopsida; Brassicales; Brassicaceae
Product: ankyrin repeat-containing protein BDA1
Exons: 3
Coding region: 1-1458 (485 amino acids)
Molecular function (GO): protein binding
Source: RefSeq, a predicted model, not a curated record